Drosophila gunungcola (fruit fly) is the source of this 3084-nucleotide messenger RNA. RefSeq names its product carbohydrate sulfotransferase 11. Gene Ontology annotation, cellular component: membrane. NCBI's taxonomy places the organism in Eukaryota, Metazoa, Arthropoda, Insecta, Diptera, Drosophilidae. Gene Ontology annotation, biological process: carbohydrate biosynthetic process. The record is from RefSeq and is a predicted model, not a curated record. Bases 589 to 1953 code for a protein of 454 amino acids. The transcript is spliced from 4 exons. Gene Ontology annotation, molecular function: sulfotransferase activity.
UUUACAAUUCAGUUUUAUACAAUUACAUUGUCGUUCUUAUCAUAAUUUAUGUUAUUAUAAAACUUUUGGUUGAUGAUCACAUAGCGACCCCUUCGAAGGUCCUGUGAUUUUUCCCGGCGGCCAGCAAUCAACAUUCCCACGGUCCGCGACUCUCUCCCAGUGCUUUCGGUGCUACCAGUGCUCCCAGUCGUGGUCGUAGUUGUGCUCUCCCUGCGCCGGCGCCUGGAGAGGAUUGUCGGCUUGCCGAGGAGCUGUGUCGGAACAGCAGGGACCAGCAGCUGCGGCCGUCCGCCGACUUUCAGUUGAGAGCGAGUGGCCGCCGUGAGCAGGACGGCAGAAGCGGAGCAGGCAUCAGGAUUUCCCGGAGCCAGCGCGAGCAACACGUAACAGAGCGGUCCCAGGUGGAGGAGGGGCAGGAGGAGGAGCAGGAGCAGCAGAGGCAGGCGGGCAGCCGUAGGCUUUCAGUAUACACAGGGAGCUCCCCCGACGAAAAGAUAUAUUCGCAAAGGUCCGCCGCUUUGGGAAACCACCGCCAAUCCAUGGAACAUGCAGCGUGAUCGCUGCAGGACUGACCGGUAGAUUCGCAAGAUGCUCAUCCGCCUGCGCUAUGGAAGACGCCUGCAGACCUAUCUGAAGAUAGGUGCCUGUGUGCUGGUGGGCCUGUGCUACUUCGCCUUCCUCUUCCGGGAGUCCCUCAAUGCCUACGAGCACCGGGAGCGGGCGACGGCCGCCGAACUGGAGGCGGAGUCGGAGCCGUCGAAGCAGCAGCUCAAACUCAAGCGGCAGCAGCUGGCACGCCAGCGGAUCUUGGCCAAGAAGGAGCAGGAGAAGGCCACCACUGGGGGCAAUGCCAGUGCCGGAAGCUCAUCGCCAAUGGCUGCAGUUCCUCCGCCUCCGCCGGCCAGCACCCUCAAUCCCGUCUACGAAUACUCCGAGGAGCUGCACAGCCGCACGGAGCGGGAACUGCAAAGGAGGAGCGAACACCUGGCCGCCGUCUGCGAUCGCUACAAUCUGCAGGAGAAGUAUCCACCGAAUCCCUGGGAGUUCUUCGUCUCGCCCGGUCACAAUAAUCUCGUCUGGUGCAAUGUCUUCAAGGCGGCUUCAAGUACGUGGAUGUAUUACUUUAAUAUACUUGCCGGCUACGAUGUGAGGUUCCUGCAGCGAACGGAGACGCAGCCAUUGGAGCUGGCCAGGAAGCGCUAUCCGCGGCCGGAACUGGGCGAACUGAUGGAGCUGCUGCCCAGUGCGCUGUCCUUCCUCUUCGUGCGCGAUCCCUUCGAGCGGAUAUUGAGUGCGUACCGCAACAAGCUGGAGGGCAACAAGAACACCUUCUACAAGGCGCUGGGCACCAAGAUAGUGCAUCGCUAUCGGAAGCGGAACUUGGGCGGACCCUGGCCUCGGUGUGGACCCACCUUCGAGGAGUUUGUGCGAUUCCUGAUCGCCGAACAGGCGGCGGGCAAGCGAUUCGACGAGCACUGGGCACCGGUGUACAGCUUCUGCACGCCCUGCAGCGUUAACUUCACCAUCAUUGGCAAAACGGAGACAUUCCAGCGCGACUCGGAGUUCAUCAUCCGACAGGCGGGACUGGAAUCGCUGCUCUUGGGAUUGGGCCAGCUGCCGCAGCGGAAGCAGCGCAAGAUUGGCAACCAGGCCCGAAGUGGCGUCAAAUCGGAGGCCCUGGUCGAGCGUUACUUUGCCGAUCUCGACCGCUCAACGUUGGACCAAUUGCUCAAGAUAUAUCGCAUCGAUUUCGAGCUGUUUGACUACGACUACCGCAAGUACUACGACAUGGUGCAUCCGUGGAGUCUGGAGCAGAGCACAUCCGCAACUGGAGCUCUGGCUUCAGCUCCAGCCGGAUCCACCAGCACCACCCCCUCUAUAGCUUUGGGUGGACAGUCCCACCCAAGGUCACAGCACGUAGGGUCAAACCAGUUCGCCAUCGAUGAGUCGUAAAACAAUCUUAUCAUGUACCUUUUUACACGAAAACGUAAACGAAAACGAAAACGAAACUCAAAACCAACCAACCAACCCACAAACAAACAAAACACACACACGAUAUAAACAGAACCCAACCGAAGCUAACAAAUCUACCAAAAAAAAAAUGUUUAAGGCCAAAUCAACGUUUUCCAAAAACGCAAAAACCAAAGUAAUACACUCUUGACCUCUCUUAGAUAAUGCCAAAAAAAAUACGAAAAGAAAGGAAUGGAACGACCCAAAAGGAAACUUAGUUAGAAAAUGUAGCAUUUUGAUGGAUUUUUUCAGCCAGCAAAAUUCUGAGACGGAGAACCCCUACAAUUUUACAUGGCGUGGCAUGUGUUGUGUUGUAGUUAGUUAAUAAGUACCUACAAUUUACAGUUGCACUCUCAAAACCCACACAAGAACAUACAAAACAAAAAAAAAAAAAGAUAUACUAUAUAGAUAAACGAUAUAUACAGACCUCUAUACCAAUAUCGCGAACGCUAUUCUUCAAGGCAAGGCUGGAGAGUUAUAUACAACCAGAAAGUGAGAAAUCGUCUUAAACCAAAGAAAAUUCUGUAUUUACACAUAUUUACAACCAAAAUCCCCGAAAUACCAAAUACCAAACCCCCUCAACAACCACAACAUAUGGUACUUACUAUUAUUAAGUUAUUAUAUAUACAUAUAUAACUAUAUAUUAACGAAAUUUAUAAACAGGUCUUGAUCUAAGUCUAUAACUUUUGUGGACUAGAUACGUUUUUCCUAGGCUAUAACGAAACAGGCGGAAAAUAUGCAAGUUUUCGAGAUAUGAAAAUGAUACCAAAGAACGGAUAGAAAGUAUUCAAAACUUAUAAAAAAGAAAGAAAGAAACCCAACAACAAGAAAAACUUUUCAUGUGAUGUUUAAGGAUUUAUUAUAAAAAAAAAGACAGAGAAUAUUUAAUUAUUAUUAUACUUAUACUGUAUUUCGAAUAAUGAUAAAACCAAAACCAAAACGAAAAACAAAUUAGUGACAUACACACGAUAUUAUUCUAAAUAAAUUUAAAUUUUCCAAAACUUUUUUCGUUGUACAAAUAAAAGGCAACAAAUUCAUUAAGAAUAAAUAAUCUCUUUACCACUCGAAUGGGAA